AUGCAUGGCCUCGAGUACGCAGUCCAGUGCCUCGGCUGCCUCGGCCUCGCCUACCCAUGCGACGUCUGCCACAAGCUGUCGCCGAUCAACCAUGGCCGUGCGGGCCUGCUCGUGUGUUGGCACUGCGGCUUCAUGGAAGUGCUCGAAGAGUCCGUGCGGAAGGCGCUUCAGCUGCCGCCGUUGACGGUCGAGGACGCACUGCGCAAGGAAGUCGUGCACAUUCGAGCCGUACAGGAGCAGCUCGCCGCAGCCAACACUCCGUCCCAGAUCAGCUCCGCGCCGACGCUUCGCGCCAAGGUAUCGGCGCUCCGAGGGUCGUGGGUCGCCUCUCUACAUGGGCAAGAAGAGGCACUGAAAGACUCUGUCACAUGCAGCCUCACGAUGCUCAAGCUCUUGCCGUCAACGGCCGAGACGACACUGGAGGACCAAGAGUGGAUGGCAACGACCAUCGAGUCGUUCUUCCAGCAACGUGCGCAACUGAUCCAGCUACGAGAUGCGUCGACGCAGGCGCUCGAGCUCGAGACGCAGCUCGUCGCCAAGAAGUCGCUGGGUGCAGCAGCGCUGAGCCACAUGCGGCGCUACGAGCCAUCCCAGGCACAGCAAUUCGAAGCGCUUACGUCGCCUUUCUGGGCACUUGUGGGAAAGGCCAAUGCCCAGCUUCGGCGCCUCGUGGCGACUGCCCGCGACCUCGAGUCCGCCGAGCCAUCCUCGACAACUGCGAGUACGACUGCAACGUGGGCCAACCCGCGCAGUCGGCGGCGCGCCCGUCCGGUGGCCACUUGCGUGACACCCAACGACCUUCGCCUCCGCGUGAUCGCAGAAGAGUUCCAGCUCUGGCGCCACAUCUGCCGUGCGAUCGCUAGCGUCUGUUGCUCGGAGCAGUAG
Messenger RNA from Saprolegnia parasitica CBS 223.65, 885 nucleotides. RefSeq lists its product as hypothetical. NCBI's taxonomy places the organism in Eukaryota, Oomycota, Saprolegniomycetes, Saprolegniales, Saprolegniaceae. The record is from RefSeq and is a predicted model, not a curated record. The transcript has 7 exons. The coding region runs from base 1 to 885 and encodes 294 amino acids.